This is a messenger RNA of Haliotis rubra (blacklip abalone), 2213 nucleotides long. Its product is annotated as putative ankyrin repeat protein RF_0381. Gene Ontology annotation, molecular function: protein binding. The transcript is spliced from 3 exons. The record is from RefSeq and is a predicted model, not a curated record. NCBI's taxonomy places the organism in Eukaryota, Metazoa, Mollusca, Gastropoda, Lepetellida, Haliotidae. The coding region runs from base 249 to 1394 and encodes 381 amino acids. Gene Ontology annotation, cellular component: cytoplasm; nucleus. Gene Ontology annotation, biological process: intracellular signal transduction.
UACACACUAUUACCACAUUUAAAGAAGUAUGUUGACUGUUCAAGAUAAUACACGUAUCAGGUCUGUACAGGCGAGAGUAUGGAAUGGACGUGGGCAGGCGGACAAAGGGUAUAUUCAUGCGUUAAUAGUGGGCUCUGGUCGGGUAUAUAAAGUGAGACUUUCUCUCCGCGGCACUCGAUGGAACUGUCACUUACGGGAAACGGUGGACACCGACUGUAGUUCCAUCACAGGGAAACCAACUUCAAGACAUGUCAGACUCUAUCAUGGACGUUGUAGAUCCCUCUGCCUCCAAGGAGAGCGCCAUGGCCGCUCUAGACUGGUGCGUUCAGAGGGGUAAACACGACCUCAUCCAGCCAAUAUUGUCCACCCACUUCACCGACUCCAACAUCUCAGAACUAAGACGAGAAUGUGUGCAACUUCUCAAGCAGGCUGUUGUAGCCGGGAAAGGAGAUGUUCUGGUGUCGCUGCUCAAACACGUGGAUGACGUGCACAUAACGUGCGAUGAGGUCAUCACAGAAACAGCUUACGUCAACAUUAACGGGCUCCUCGGGAAAGCGGUGGAAUAUGGUCACGUUACUGUCGUCGAGGCCCUGCUGGGACGGGGCGGUGACGUCAACAGCUGGUAUCAAGGGAAACCACUCCUGCAUCUUGCUCUUAGUCUACGUCAUGACGAUCUUGCAAAGCUAUUGGUCAGAUCUGGUGGUCACGUGGACAUUAUGGACCAGAGAGGUGAAACUCCACUUACUACGGCCAUUUCUCGUCCUGGCGGAAAGGGGGAUAUAAUCUCAUGGCUCAUGAAACUAGGUGCUGACCCAGAACGGAGAUUGCCGAGUGGAAAACAAGCCAUUCACGUUGCUGCAGGACAGUGCCCGCCUUCCGUCAGGCUUCUGGCUGAAAGCGGAUGUGACGUCAACGCUAUACAUCACGUCACUGGUGAUACCCCUCUUCACGCAGCCUGUACCCGUGCCUGUUCCGAAUCCAUUGUUCUUUUAAUUAGGAAUGGUGCUCGUUUUAAUAUCGAGAACAACAAUGGCGAAACGCCGCUUCUGAAACUGUUGAAUUACGCAACGAACCCACACGACUUCAGUACCAAGACCAGAAAGAAACUGGCCAGAACCCUCAUUGCUUUGGGAUUUCGUAUAGGUGAUUCGUUCAUGUCAAAACCAAGGUCUAGAGUUGGCAGAGUUAAGCCCCUUGAUGUGUACAAGACUCUGGUCCGAGAACAGUCGUUUGUGCCAAGAUUGCAGCAUUUCUGUCGGACGACCAUACGUGACCAUAUGCAAGGGAGACAAUUCUGUGACAAAGUACCCUACCUAGAUAUUCCACCACAUUUGCGGUUAUAUCUGACCUUUCAACCAUCACUUAUAGACGAAACAGUUUCACCCACCACGUAGCAUGGUGAUAGUGUAAUAUUGUCCUUAUUGAAUGUAUCCUUUUUGAAAAUCGGAAAUCUGCUCAUGAUCAGGGCCAGCCUCGGAAUGAGUCGGAUUGACACGAGCGAUCACGAGUGACGGUUUUUGCCUGAUAUAGUUGAUCUGUAUCAUAUAAGAAUGUGGCUGAUUGCUUUGUGUGGUUUGUAUUAGUUUGAGUAUUUUUUAAUAAUGAGUCUGGGUUAGGUAUUUUUGUUUGUUUGUUUGUUGGUGUUUUGGUUGAAAUUUUGCUUUUGUUUUUCCGUUAGGGGGUGGUGUUGGUUUGUUUUUGUUUUGUUUUGGGGUGGGGUUGGGGUCGUUACACACGCACUCAAGGUUUUGGAGGGACUUAAUAUUUUCCUCCAUAAAUUCAUAAUGCUACCACAUAAACUAGUUUCAUUUUGGUUAUGGUGUCAGUGACUAUGUGAAUCGAUGCAGUUGGACACAGAUUCCGAAUUCGAAGGAGUUAGAACAUUAUUUGAAGAAUUAACACAUAUCAAUCAUACGUACAAUAUACACCUUACAACCUGACUUCAGAUGAACACAGUAACAGUCCAAAAGUAAAUUUGUAGACACCAUUAUUGUUAGGACCUGCUCAUCAGUUGGUUUGCAGUAGUAAUGUGCAAAACUUGUCGCCAAAUAACAAUAGCAUUGUCAACUUAACAUAGAUGCCACAAACGAUCCUUUCGUGAGUACGUUAAUGCACAGUUUUCAAUAAAUAUGUUAUUGAUGAGUUACCAAGACAACGGUUAACACGUUACAAUUUAAUUCUGGACUCUCAGAAACUCUCCGCACUGUGGACAC